This is a messenger RNA of Formica exsecta, 2803 nucleotides long. RefSeq lists its product as uncharacterized. Bases 629 to 2002 code for a protein of 457 amino acids. The record is from RefSeq and is a predicted model, not a curated record. The transcript has 5 exons. Lineage: Eukaryota; Metazoa; Arthropoda; Insecta; Hymenoptera; Formicidae.
GUCGUACUAGGAAACCGAGAGAUCAUUCUACACCGUUAUAGUCGUGAACGAGACUUUAAACGUGUACAUGUCAAUCUCCUGAAGAAAUAUCGUUUUUGAUAUCUUCCUGCCAAGUGUCUACAUCGUGUCAUUCCUUCUUCACUCUUAUACCUGUGUGCCAGUCCUUGAUAUCAUACUGCAAAGCUUUGAGCAUAUUUCUUUGAAAAAAUUGUAUGGAUUGUGAAACGUGACAAAGAACUGUAACAAAAUCUUGACAGUGCCAACGUAAGCUUCCUAUUAUUUAAAAUAUUUUUUUUUAUAUCUUUUAGCUUAAAAUUUUCAAGUGAAGUUGACACUUUUGAUGAGACAUCUUGUUUUCAAAAAAUCGUAAAAGUAUUCUGUAACUGCGUACUUUAUUAUACAAAGUGCAAAUCAAAGUUAAACUAAAUUUAAGAUAUUUCAAAGAACACAUUAAAUGUUAAUAAAAAAUUUGUGCCAAAGAGAAAAAGAAAGAGAGAGAGAGAAAGAGAACAGUGUAAAUAGAAAUAUAAUGAUCCAUAAGGAACAAAAUCUAAUGAAGAUAAACUGAGAAGCAUGAGAAAUAGAUUCAACGCACUUUUUGACAUCGUAUACAAAUUAUCUAAUAAAAAUGGAACAAAUUGGAAGAAAUAAGACAAAGUACACUUCACCACAUGCAUCUACGUGGUCUACUAAACAAACUACCGAUGCUAGAGUCCCACCUGAUGCAUAUUGGAAAUAUACACAAAGAAACAAUCAAGACACAACUGAUAAAAACACUAGACACCAUCAGAAACCCAUAUCAGAACCAACGGUGAGCUAUUAUUCCUCCGCAAAUUCCUACAAGACUCUUAAACAAAAUACUUAUCCACGUUCGAUGCAUUUGAAAUAUCCCUCUGCUGUUACGGAAGCACCGCAGCGAUAUCAACAAGAUACCACAAAAUCUGGUAGACAUAAAGAUUAUGCUAACAACGUUACUGUGAUAGACAAAGAGCGGUAUAAAAAUCGGCAGGAAGAUGAGAGUAAUGUAGAAUACAUCGACGAAGAAGUAGAAAAUUUUACGGAAGAUAAUAUAGAGGAUGAUGGUGAAGAGGAAGCAGAAAACGAUCAAGAGAGGGUCGGUGAGUCUCACGAUAAGGAGUACGAUGAACAAGAAGCAGAUGAUGAGAUAGAUGAAGAAUCUGAUGUACCUGCCGAACCACAUGCGGUGCAACGAAAUGUAGUUAAGAAAGAUGCUCCGUUGCGCACACAGCAACGAAUGGAAAUCAAUCAACAACAAAAUCCGCAUAGAAUUCGUUACUCUCAAUAUUCGCCAAAACUAUAUCAAGCUCAUCCUUUACCAACAAGGUAUUACCGCAACAUGCCCGAUCGCGAUAUCCAUGAAGCGUUGUCGGAGGAAGAUCUGUAUACGGCUCAAGCGUUAAAAAAUCCUCCUCGAAGAUCAUCAGCGGGUUAUCAUCAGAAUUGGAUUCCGCAGAGGAAUUCAACUGAUCGAUAUGACACAAUGAUCUCGCCAAGCCGCCGAGCGCAGACGAGACCAGAAAUAAAGUCCUUCACGGAAGCAGAAAUUGUUGAUAGGAGAAAAUGUAGUCGUUGCGGUAAUGUCUCGAUUAGAAAGCCAUCAACCCCUAAAAGGAACAACUGUAGAUUCCAAGAUAACCCUAAUUUCUCAACUAGAAGGCAUUUUGGCGAUGAUGCUGAGAUCCUCGAUCAAUCCUGGUGCGGGUAUUGUAAGCCGAAAUAUCACGUUGUAGAAAACAUGGGACCUUGUGAAAUUCCAUCACCGAUUUUGUAUUCGAUGAAAACGCGACGCUCCAGGGACUCUAAUAUACCAAUGUAUGAAACGUUGGAAGGAAAACAUCCGAUGGACGAGUUGUCGCAUAAAUUCGCACGGAUAUCAUCUAAAUAUACCAAAGAUACACCAAACAUUUUACGCGAUAGAACCAGACACUCUGCGCAAACAACACAGGGUGCAACAAGAAUGUCCGUUCAUUAUAAUGCUUGAAUUGUUUCUUUCUAAUUUUGUCACUUUUAUAAAAGAAAAAUUAAGAAAAAUUGUUUUACAGAUAAAAUACAUAAAAUUCCUUCUUAGCUAAAUUGUUUUCCAGGAAUAUAUGUUUUCAAAAAAUUGAAACUAGUUUCUUGUGUUUACAGGAAUAAUAACUAUUAAAAUAAAACUUCUGAAAUAAAUUUUAAGAGUAACUUGUUGCAUGUUACAAUAUGUGACACUGAGAAUUAAUUCCGUUAAUUAUUAAGAAAGAUGUUAAAUAUCUUAUUAUGCUUUACGCGAGAAAAGAAAAAGAUAUUUACAGCAAAGUUUUCUAAAUGUGAAUAUUGCUGCUUUGAGAUUAUAUUUCACUAAAUCAUAAUGUUAAAUACUUUAAAAAAACGAGGAAUCUGAUAAAAGAUAAAGUUAUCGAAAGUUAAUAUAAUAGACUCAAUGAGAGAUGCAAAUCACAGAUUGCAUUAUCCAAAAAUCACAAACGCUAACAAUAAUGCUUCUAUUCUCAGUCAUUUCUCUUCUACCGGUUGUCCAAUAUAUAUUUUUGUAACUGUCUUUCGAAUCGUGUAGAUGUAUUCUAUGUAGUACGAUAAAAAUUUAUGCUAUGAGAAGGCAUGAAAAAUUAGUUUCGCAAUGUAUAUACAUACAUAUAAAUUAAAUAAAGCCAAUAAAGCUAACGUAAAAGCGAUGUAACAUCUUCUUUCUCAUUUUAAUUACAAAGAGACAAAUGUCAUUUUACGUCUUUUGGCACUGGCGCACAAAAAAAUUAACUGUAAAUAUGUGAUACUAUAAUAUAACUAACUA